Molecule: messenger RNA, 294 nt
Organism: Iphiclides podalirius (scarce swallowtail)
Lineage: Eukaryota; Metazoa; Arthropoda; Insecta; Lepidoptera; Papilionidae
Source: the annotation of a GenBank genome assembly
AUGGAACCGUCUUCCAUUUUCGGAUUGCCCGAGCGCAGGCCUCGGUGCGCGCGACGUUGCCGCUCGGCGCUCGCGGCGCGCACUUUUUACUGUUUCUCGGCACAUAGGCGGGCUCAUUACGCCGGCACGCACACAGCGGCGGCGCGCGCCCACAUCGACGCCGUCCGCCCCGUGCGUACGUGCACACGUCGGCCCGAGCGCGAGAUGUACAUAAUGUACAUUCCGAGCGGCGACGCCGCUAGAUAUGUGGGUGAGAUGCGUCGCGCGCGUACAGUACACGAAUCGUGGCCUCUA